AAAAAAAAUCACCUCUUGAUAAAUUCAUGUCUUUUUGUUUUUUGUUGUCCUGUAAACCGAUUUGGAAUAAUUUUCUAUGUUCCAUUCAUAGUCCACUGCAAGGAAAUGCAGUCAUGUGACUCCAGAAUAUAGAAUCUACUACUAAAUGGACAUUUCAAUUUACUUUGAUCAGAGGUCAGCAGAUAACUGGCAUUAAUGGGGAUCAGGACCAAAUGAAAUGGAAAUAGAGUAUAACUCUUUAAGUGUUCUUAAAUAGAAAAAUAAUAAUUAAAUAAGAUUUUUUUUAAACUACUCAUCUCUGUAAUCAAAAACACUACUAAAAUUAAACUUGUGCUGUGGCGUUUGUACAUUGGUUUGACUAUUCAUAGUCAGAAUGUGGAAGUAGUAUUCUGUAAAAUAUGAACUCGUGGGUACAAACUGGAGAAAAAGUAAAUCAACUGAUUGGAAUUAAGAUUUAUAGGUUUCCCUCCAAUCUAAAUAUAAAUAGAUCGAUUGAUUUUAUUUCAGAGUUGAAGUCCAACUCACCUUAAAAAGAAAAAACAUAAAGUACAUAAAAAAAGCCUCUAACUAUUCAGGAGGUAGUCAUAUCGGUGUCUCCAAAGUACAGAUGAGUAACUUACUGCAUUAUGAUAUGCAAUAUGAUCUAUUGUCACAAAUUUCAAACCCCGUCAAUACAGCCUCAUAAGUUUAUUUCUAAUAUGACUUUGGUUAAUUUCAAAGAUGCAACUGCGUCUGUUUCAGUUUAAAAGUUCACAGAAAAGAUUCUGCUGUGAGCUUGUAGGUUUUUGUUGACUUAAGCUAAAGUUUGAAACGUGUUUCUCCUUCAUGUUCUUCUGAAAGCUCUCCAGUUUCAACACGUUGUAUCCCCUUAAUCAUAAAUGCCUUUAAUUAUCUUGUGGAGUUCUGGGGCACUUUUAUCAUCUGCUUGAAAAGUUGCUGAAUGUUUACUGCUGCAGUAAUGCAGGGAUUGAAGGAGGAGUGUUGUGAUUGGUUGAAAACUCAAAAUGAAGAAAAUGUAGAAAAAACAAAUAGCUUCUUUAGGAAAAUAAAGACAAUUAUUUGUUUUUCUUUUUUUUUUCAUUCUCACUUUUUUUGAUCAUGAGACAUUUUGGGUUCAACAUUGGCAACAUUUUGAUUUACACAAAAACAAAGAAGCACUUAAAGUCACUUUGUUCUGUGCCUAAAACAAAAAAGCCAGAUGUUAAAAAGGUUCUCAUCACCAAGUUGUAGAGCUCGUUGGAAAGAUUUUCUUUGUUUCUGAUUGGUGUUCAGGCCUAUGGUUUGUUUCUGUCAACAUUUCAGGUAUGAGCAAUUAGUUCAAAUCUGUAUAUUCCAAAAAGCAUUAAGAGAACCAGUCAUUAUGUCUUUUGGAAUGGGAAAACAGAUUCAUCUCAUUACAGUAAUCAGUUUUUCCAUCACAGCAUGUAGCUAUUAGCUCAUUUGCACAAUGUUGAGAAUGCAAAUGAAAGCUGUUUUGAUGUCUGACUGAAAAGGAGUUGGUUCUCUGUCAUAAUUAUCUUUAUGAAAAUAUUCUUUUGGGGAAAAAAGUUUAAUCAUCUUCCAAUAACUUUGUUUUUUGUCAAAUUUAAUUUUCUUUGAACAGACUGUUCCUUUAAUAUGCACAAAACAGCUGUGAAACAAACUGAGGUCUAAAUCUUCCUAAAGUGUGUUUCUAAAAUCACCAUUGAGAAUUUGAUCUUGAGUAUAUUUUUGUCUUUUUAUUUAGACAGCAAGACACCAUUUACAUUGUGUUGGCCACGGCAAUACAUUUCUCUGUUCAGCUAUUAUUAAUCUUCAUUCAAAUUUUCCAAUGCCCUCAUCAAAAUAAGCAAGAAAAAAAUGUAUCACUCUUUGUAUAAAGCUCUAUUUACAUGGUGGGUUUGACUGUUACGCCAUAUUUUUAAAAGCUGGUGAGGUCUUGAUGUUCAGUGUGUGGCAUGCUUUUUGGUACCAUCAAAAGUUGGAUAUUCCAGCAGCUGAACCUGUGCAAUAAUAAUUGUUUGCAUUAAGAUGGUGUAUUUGAUACAAAAUGGAAAAGUCCCAUUCUUUGGCAAUAUUCUGCAUGGGGAAUGAUGUUGUGAUUUUACGGUCAGUUGUUGAACUCUCCUCUGAUUGAACAGAUUUGCACUAAUUAGAAAAUAGUCUGUGAAGUUUUAAUUCUAAUGAAUGGGCUUUAUCACAUCUCGGUGAAGGAUGGAUAUUUUCUCUCUUAAAUAUCUGGCAACUGUGUUGAAGUGUUAUCGUUGCAUUUAAAAACUUGACCACUAGAGGUCCUAUAAGGCUCUCUUGUCCUAAAUUUAUCUUGAAAGAUUUGGCUGUUUCAAGAUCCUGAAAAAGUUAAAAAGUUAAACUUUAUAUUAUUUGAAGAAAAUUGCAGCUUUUCAUCAGUUUUGAAUGUUUCUGUUUAAUACGCUCUGGGCUAUUUUCCUGUCUGUAAAUACUUGAGAUCUGCUGCGUGAAGCCUAAUAAAGGCCUAUUGCGCGGGGAUAGCUAGGUAAUAAAACAUACAUGCUUUGUUUUUAUUCAUAAUAAACUGGUUAAAUAGCUGUGAAUUCACUUUUAUUAUGGAAAUGUGUGGAGCAUACAUUUUUUGUUAAAGUUUAACUUUGGCAGAUUUGGGGGAAUAUUUUUCCCCCAAAUCUGCCAGUUUCUCUUCUGACAUGCAACUUCUUUCAUAUAGGAUUUUUUUUUUUUUUUUUUUAGUUUAAUAGAAUUACACUGAACUAUUUGCAAGUACACAGACUUGAUAGUCAUUUUUGCAUUUAAGGGCAUUUCAUACUUGCAAUGAGUUAAAAAUUUGCAAACCAAUGAAUCAAUCUGAAAGGAGGCCUGUGUUUCUUCUGCCAACCUGCUGAUGCAUUUUCUUUCAAAUGUUCAACUUAUUUAACAGAGAAGGUAAUAAAUCAAUAAGUCAGUUUGCUUGGGAAAGAAAAAUUACAAAUAUUUCACUGCCGAUGAUUAUUUUCUUGUAUCAUUGUUGCCUGUAUUCUCACUUUUCACUUGAUGAAUGUUAAUGUUGAAACUUUUAUGUGAAUCUUUUUUUGGCACAUUGGUUUAAUGUUAUUUAUAUUUACUGUUCAUUCAAAUAAAGGACAUGCUCUGACUGUGUAAGCAUGCUUUAUUCAAAAAACAAUGAGUGUCAGGUUAGUUAAAACAGCUGCAACAUUUCAGUACUAAAGUGAUGCAUUGAAGGCAUUAUUUUAGCUCUUGUUGAGGUCAUCAAACUGACCAGGUUCAGGUGUGUCUGAUUGUCUCACAGCUGAAUAGCUUCUGUGUUUUGACCUGGAAAGUAAAGAGUGUGUAAACCAUGAAAGAGGAAAUUGCUGCAGCUGUGUUCUUUAUCACUCGGCUGGUAAAAAGAUACGGCUGUCUGGAGAACGACAGCAGGGAGCGUUUUGCUGCCGCCCUCACCUCGGCUCUGUUCGAGAACUACAAGAAUCACUGGCACCCAAGCGUGCCCACCAAAGGACAGGCCUACAGGUGUCUUCGUAUGAACCGUGUCCAGCUGCAGGACCCGGUGUUGCAGCAGGCUUGUGAGCGGAGCGCAGUGCGGUACGAAGACCUGGGGCUGCCCUUGGAGAUAACGGUGUGGGUCGACCCUGGAGAGGUUUCUUGCAGGUACGGUGAACGUAGCACUCCAUUCUGCGUCUCGGUGUUGGACAGCUGUCGGCGUGAUGGGGAAUUUUCCCGACGCAUCCAUGAGGCUGUGGAGCGAGCAAGCCUCGACAUCCAGUCAGGAAGUUCUUCUGAUGAAGAAGACAAGGAUAUGGACAAAAGCAUGAGUAGCAACAGCAGCCGCAGUCUAUCAGGUCCCUGCCCUUCCACAGGCUUUGAGCCUAAAACCAUCCCAACCGUCGUCAACCCCAACAGCAUUUACCGGUUAAGCGAGUUCUCUCCAGGAGCUCCGCAGACCUGGCUGAGAGAAAAGAGGAAGGGUUUCCCUGGAGAGUCUUUCUCUUCUGCUACUGGAUGUCCACCGUCUCAGUUCUCCAACCAGAAAGGCUUUAAAUCUAAUCGGCCCACGUUUAUUUUUGCGGGCCCCCGUGUUGACAAGUACCACUGGGUCUCCAAAUCUCGAUCUUGAAGUUGGCUGUGGCUCUUCACUUAGUACUGAAUAUAUUCUUUUAAGACUAGACUUUGUUUCACAGUGUUUGAAUCUUUAAAUUAGUUUAUUUGAAUUGGUUUAAAUUGAUAGUUUAAAAAUAUUGCUGUUUAAGCAGGUUUUUAUGAAACUUAUUGUGCUAUUUUAAUCUAAUUCUUCUAUGUGUUUUUAACUUAGAUUAAAUCAAAUGUGAAUAAAGUGAGAAUAAACUGCCAUUGAAAAAUAAAUUUAUUCCUGCAUCAUC
This is a messenger RNA of Poecilia reticulata (guppy), 4346 nucleotides long. It is a transcript of the gene btg4, whose product is annotated as B-cell translocation gene 4. The record is from RefSeq and is a predicted model, not a curated record. Gene Ontology annotation, cellular component: nucleus; cytoplasm. NCBI's taxonomy places the organism in Eukaryota, Metazoa, Chordata, Actinopteri, Cyprinodontiformes, Poeciliidae.